UUAAAAGGACGGACUAAUGGAUGUACACUUGAACGCAUCUUACCCUUGCGUCACUUAUGCACUAACAGAGCGGACGUAAACUUGUUCGCCGACCGGUUUCAGGUGAUUUUCUUCACAAAUCGGAUGUCAGGCGCGCCAAAGGAGGAAGUUGUGGCAAAGUUCCUGGACGCGUCGUCUCGCGGCAACGAAGCCGAGGUGACGUCCCUGCUGUCCGCCGUCCCGUCUCUGCUGGAGCAGACGGACUCGAGAGGAUGGACGGCCCUCAUGCUCGCAUCGAGAAGCGGACACACUGCCGUGGUCCAAACACUACUUCGACACGGAUGCGACAGGAGUCGGGUGAACAGUAGCGGCCAGAGUGCGUCUGACGUGGCCAAGUUCUGGGGUCACCAGCAUGUCUCGGUCUUACUGGGAGAAGAAGACGGAGAUGGCGUCGGGUUGGAGAACUACUUUGGGGGCGAGCCUCUGGACCGUCUGAGCGCCAAGCGUACUGACGCCGCGUGGCUGGAGGACAGGAAGAAGCAUCCGGGCUCCGUGUUCUUGCUCUUCUCAGACCUCAGCCCCAUGCUGCACCAUGACCAGCAGGGUGUGCAACAUCUGUGUCGUUUGGGCUACGAGGCCAUCAAAGAUCUCCUGGAGGAGCCCGACUCUCUUCUGGUCUUCCUUGGCGUGGAAAAAAGGAGGAGCAGCACGACGGGAUCGGAACACGCAUUGGAGGAGCUCCCGGCCUGGUUUGCCAUCAGCAGCGGCGAGGACGGGGCGGCACUGCUUGCUCGCUGCCUGCACGGGGAGCGCAAGUGCUCAUUUGCCUCAUCGCCGCACCGGGACCUGCUAAACCUCAGUGACGAGGACGCCGGCGUGCUGGCUCCGGCCCGCGCCCUGCUGGCAUGGCACCGACGCUACGCUUUCUGCUCCACGUGCGGAAGUGCCACCGUCUCUGAGGAAGGAGGACACAAGAGGCGCUGCUGUCAGCAACAGUGCCCCAGCAACAGGGGGGUACACAACACAUGCUACCCGCGCACUGACCCCGUGGUCAUCAUGCUGGUGGUCCACCCGGGAGGAAACCAGUGUCUCCUGGGCCGGAAAAGCGUCUUCCCGGCCGGAAUGUUCUCCUGCCUGGCCGGCUUCGUAGAACCCGGUGAGACGCUGGAGGCAGCGGCGCGGCGCGAGGUGUGCGAGGAGAGCGGCGUGCGAGUGGGUGCCGUUCGCUACAUUUCCUGUCAGCCGUGGCCCAUGCCCUCGCAGCUUAUGAUUGGCUGCCAUUGCGUCGCCGUGACGACAGACAUCAGCGUGGACCGCAGCGAGAUAGAGGAGGCCAGAUGGUUUCCGCGGCAAGAGGUGAUGGAGGCGCUGCUGGGUGGAGAAUCCCGCCUGGGUCCCGUCCCGUCAGGUCUCAUCCUACCGCCCAAGCAGACCAUUGCUCACCAGCUCCUGCGACACUGGAUCAGCAAAGCCGCCAAUCUAUGAACUUUGGACUCAAAAUACUGUGGGACCACGGAAUCAGCAGAAAACAUUUCAACAGUCAUUCGACAAAAUUAAUAAAAUGAUUUGUUUACCUCCAAAUAAAAGUUGUUCCACUGUCAAGCCUGAAGAAUUGCUGGUUAACCAACCAGAAAUUGUGGAAAUUCCCUCAAUGGAUUCUAGUGCGGAACCAAGCCCUGCUGCAAAGAGCAAUUUAUGAUUUACGUGAGAUGCCCAAAAAAUGGUGGCAAGAGCUGCGUUAAAAGGCACUCACUUCAAAAUCGCUCAUUGGAUUCAAGAUGGAACGAAAGGAAUAUUAUCAUUCCCUUUGGCUUGAGCCCAAAAAAUGACA
Syngnathus acus (greater pipefish) is the source of this 1810-nucleotide messenger RNA. It is a transcript of the gene nudt12, whose product is annotated as nudix (nucleoside diphosphate linked moiety X)-type motif 12. Gene Ontology annotation, biological process: NAD+ catabolic process; NADP+ catabolic process. Bases 124 to 1464 code for a protein of 446 amino acids. The record is from RefSeq and is a predicted model, not a curated record. Lineage: Eukaryota; Metazoa; Chordata; Actinopteri; Syngnathiformes; Syngnathidae. Gene Ontology annotation, cellular component: cytosol. Gene Ontology annotation, molecular function: NADH pyrophosphatase activity; protein binding; metal ion binding. The transcript is spliced from 8 exons.